This is a messenger RNA of Mus pahari (shrew mouse), 1809 nucleotides long. RefSeq names its product nuclear transport factor 2 like export factor 2 (gene Nxt2). The record is from RefSeq and is a predicted model, not a curated record. Bases 1 to 597 code for a protein of 198 amino acids. NCBI's taxonomy places the organism in Eukaryota, Metazoa, Chordata, Mammalia, Rodentia, Muridae. Gene Ontology annotation, cellular component: nuclear pore central transport channel. Gene Ontology annotation, biological process: protein import into nucleus. The transcript has 5 exons.
AUGAAAAAAAUUGAAAGUAACUGGUCCAAUGGGGACAAACAUUUUGGAAAGGCGGACAGUUCCUGUGCAGAGCCACAAAUCAACCUCAAAUACCAAAGGAGCCAGAAGAGUGAGGAGCUACCGACACCUCCCGGGCCGGCUCCGGAGCAGACCACUUCCAGCUCCCUGAUGGCCUUGGCCAUGGAUUUUAAAACUUAUGUGGAUCAGGCAUGUAGAGCUGCCGAGGAAUUUGUCAAUAUUUACUAUGAGACAAUGGACAAAAGACGACAUGCACUUGUCAGGCUGUAUUUGGACAAGGCCACUCUAAUCUGGAAUGGAAAUGUUGUUACAGGGCUGGAAGCCCUUGCUAAUUUUUUUGAGAUGUUGCCUUCCAGCGAAUUCCAGAUCAAUAUGUUAGAUUGCCAACCAGUUCAUGAGCAAGCUACCCAGUGCCAGACCACAGUGCUUGUUGUGACCAGUGGAGUUGUGAAGUUUGAUGGAAACAAGCAGCACUUCUUUAACCAGAACUUCCUGCUGACUGCACAGAGCACCCCUAACAGCACUGUGUGGAAGAUUGCAAGUGAUUGCUUCCGUUUUCAAGAUUGGGCUACUAUUUAAAGGAGCAAAAGCCCAUUCUUCUAUUGGUCCAUUAGUUCCAGCAAGAGAAGUCUAAUGUGAAUUAAUGUGAAUUAAUAUAUUUCAUUGCAAAAGUACUACAAUCUUGAGUGUAUGUGCUAAAAUUUAAUGUAUGUAGUAUUUUUUUACUCCUAGCAGCACCUUUGCUAGAUCAGCUGCCAGUUUGGAGUAUUGCCCUUAAGAGCUUUAAAGAUAGUUUUGGUUUGUUUUUUUUUUUUUACAUGCCUUAUGCAUACAUUCCACUACUGACACUCUCAAGGUAAUAUUAAACAAGAUCUAGGUACUAAGAUACUCACUGUGAAUCCGAUCUAUUGCACAAAUGGAGUCCUUUUGUAUUACUGUCUAUGGGAUAGCACAAGAUAGCUCUGUAGGAUAAUUCUUAGUUAUUAGGGUAAUUUCUCAAUGAAGCACAUGCCUGUUUACGAUUAACACUGGUACUAAAGUUUUAAUAUGUAAGUAUAGGUAUUUGAAGUCAGUUCAACUUAGUUUUACACUAGUGUUCCGACAUAUUUGAAUUGCAUAUAACUGUAUAAUAGUCCGUGUUGUUUUCUUGCAUUGACAUGUUUCCUUUUGAAAUGAGGUAAUCAACUAGAUGGGCAAAAAACAUUGUUUAUGGCUGAUACUUGUAUAUUAGGUGAAUUUAAUGGAAGUAACAACUCUGAAAUAUUUUUUUCGUGGCAGCUUCAGGUCAAUGUAUUUAUGUGAUAAAUGGGGAGUAAAAAUAAAAGCUCUAAUGGGGGAGUAAGGAAUGAGAAAUAUAGAAAUAUAAGACUGAAGCCAAAACCAAGAGAGGGAGCAUACUUGUUCCCUACCUCCUGGAAGUGGAGCCUAGUUUCAGGAUUUGCAUCCCAAGAGUAUCUAAGAAUCCUUGCCGUAGUCCUAAAAACUGGAUUUUAAGAUCGUUUUACUUCCCCUUCAUGCCUGUCUCCAGUAUCCAUCCCAGCUUAUUUAUGAAUGUAAGGGAUUAAGAUAUCAGCUGUAAACUUAACUUUGUCUCAGAAUCUGAAAGUUAGAAAGAAAGCUAUGCACAGUCUCUGUGCAUGCUGAACUCCAGAUUCUUCCAUAUCAACUGCAAGCCCAAAGCCUCCAAUGUAUUACCUACCAUGCACAUGAAUAAUUUUCUUCUCUGGCUUUUACACUAUCAACUAUAUUACCUACUUUUUAAAAUUAAGUCUUUGAUUUUAUGAUUUAUUU